Molecule: messenger RNA, 2834 nt
Organism: Blastomyces dermatitidis ER-3
Lineage: Eukaryota; Fungi; Ascomycota; Eurotiomycetes; Onygenales; Ajellomycetaceae
Product: ankyrin repeat-containing protein
Exons: 2
Coding region: 845-2083 (412 amino acids)
Molecular function (GO): protein binding
Source: RefSeq, a predicted model, not a curated record
CGUCUCCAGGCGGUGGGUGGUAUUGAAAGCUGUAGCUAUCGUUGAAGCCCCGGAGUUGGGUUGAUGCACAGAAUAGUUACUGCGGACCUAAAUAUUUAGCGUGCGGACUUACAGCCUACGUUCUUGCUACGAUAGUGAUCAGCAUAAAUUAUUAGCCGCUCGAACAAUAUAGUUCGCCAUGCUCAUGACAUGAUUCUAAGCACUCUAUCUUAACACAGUCAGAACCCCAUUGGCAAUGACGAGCCUAGGCAUCACCAUCAGGCAGCACCCCUUUCCAUGUUGCCGGCAGCAUGACCUUAUAACCAUGCAUCCAUCCCAUUAUGCCCAAUCUCUCUAUCCACCCUUCCCACCGAGUUGAUUCGUGAAAUAAACUUCUAUCUCAAACUAGGAGAUCUCAUUAGUUUCUCCCAAACAGCACGCGUCUUCUAUAACAUAGCCAUUCCAAGAAUCCAUAAAGCUGCUGUCAAGCAUGUCUAUCGCAAUAAAGAUAUACUGUAUCUUCGCCCCAUAGCAAGAGGUGGUUUUGUCAAAGCACAUCAAACAGUUCUCGAAUGGGCAGCCAAAAGAGGGCUCGCACGCCUCGCAGAUACCCUGUUGAAGCAGGCUCCGGAGAAAACGUUCUCGUUUCUAAACUACAGAUAUUCGCUCCAGUUAGCUACCGAGCAAGGCUUGAAGUCAACUGUGGAACUACUGUUUGAAAAAGUCAGGUGGCCGUUUACAGGCGGACAGGGAUGGAAAAAUCCCCUUUCACAAAGCUGCCUGUACAAGCCACUUUCCAGUCGUGAAGUAUCUCCUGGAACUAGGCGUUGAUGCCGCCGCUCUUCAACGCCGCGGAUACAAUGCCAUGGAUAUGGUCGCUGCACGAGGAGACAUGGAAAUGGCGCGCUUGUUGGUGGAUGCGGGGGUUGCUGUCUCGCAAGGAGACUCACCCUUUGGGCGUUCAUCGAUCCACUACGCGGCCGCCGGGGGGCAUAAGGAGAUGGUAGAAUUUCUUAUGAAAGAGGGGGCAGAUAUUUCGACUAUCGAUGUGCAUCGACGGACUGUGCUCUUCAAUACUACGGUGCCGGACAUUUACGAUAGUACUUCUGGCUCGGUAAUUGCUAUUCCAGCACCCAGUGGAGGCAACGCUGAGGUGGUAAAGUUAUUUGCUUCUUUAGGUGUUGAUCCGUCUCUACUCGAUGUGAGAGGCAUGUCUAUACUCCACGCACUAUGCGAGAAGGGCUAUACUACAGAGCUCAAAGCGCUUCUUGAUAGCGGCGUCGUCGACAUCGCCAUCCAACACUUGGCAGGAUUCACGGCACUCCACCACGCUGUUUACUCGGGCCACAGGGAAGUCGUGGAUAUUCUUCUUGCCGCUGGAGCUGAACUCAACGUUAUAGAUUCUAAUGGGCGGUCCUUAGUCCAUGUUGGAGCGAUUGCUGGCCAACAUGAGCUACUAGAGUAUCUCCUGUCAAAGGGGAUUGACCGUGCCCUCUGUGAUCACAAUGGAUGGACAGCAUUGCACCACGCAGCGUGUGAGGCUAAUCAAGAAACAUUUGAUAUUCUCCUCCGAGCGAACGGCAACCAGUUCUCGCUGCCCCAGAGCACAACAAACCCCCUGAUCUUGCACAGAGCGGUGGAGAAAGGUAACGUUCAAGUUAUUCAGCAACUCAUCAGCGCAGGCGCAAGCUCUUCCUCCGAUCGAAAUGGCGUGUAUCCGCUCGACCUCGCUGUCAGUGCAGGCCAUGUACAUAUUGUUGAACUCCUCCUGAAACACGGCGCGGACCCCAAUAUAGCAGCAGACGAAGAGCGUUAUCAUGCUCUUCACCGUGCCGUUGAUUCUGGGCAUGAAGAGAUCGUCCAGCUUCUUCUGGACAAUGGCGCGAAUCCACUCCUACGUGACUGUGCUGGCGAGAUGGCGAUCCAUGGCGCUUGUACUAUAGGCCACCUCGGGAUUUUAAAUCGUCUCUUUGAUGACGCAGGUGCGGAUAUCAACGCCACAGAUCCAGGUCCCUUGACGCCCCUCCAUAUCGCCGUCGAAGCAAGGAAAAUUGAUAUCGCAGCCGCACUUAUUAGCAAGGGUGCCGACUUAAAACCCUCAUGAGGGUCACUCAGGCGAGACACCGCUCCAUAUUGCUGCAAACGACCGGAACACUGAUGCUGUUUUGCUACUCAUGGAAACGGGCGCAGACCCCUUUGCAACCAAUGAAUAUGACGAAUCACGCUUGGAUAACGUCAGGUCGACUGUCGAGCAGAUUGAGGGGCCCCACCCAGGGCUUCAAAUUGAUAGCCCUGAAGCGGCAUACUUGUAUAUUCGACAAUAUUACGGCUAAUACUGAAUACUUCCGGCUUGCACUCGAGGAACCACUCGCAGCCUUCAACAGCUAACUUCAUUUUCCAUGGCGGCAACGAUGAUAUAUCUAUCAUAUUUAACACUUUGCAAUAACAUUCGUAUCGCCGGAUACUAAGCUCUAUAUCCGUAAAAUUCAAAGCUGGAUUUUAAUCACAAAGCAAUAAGAUAACGUUUUAACCAUCGGAAAGAAUGGUCGCGUAGCCUAUCAUCAUAUCAAUCAUAGCAAGGAGUUUUACCAGCGGUAAUCUUCAGACAAUGAAUGUAGACAAAUUUGAUAGACAUCCAUAUAAUUUACUUUAGCAAAUUGUAUAAUUCCUGUGAGGUUACCGCAAGAAAUAGAACUGGCAUAAGGAGGAACUCCAGUAUCAAAAUUGCUGUAAACGACUAGCUACAACUUCGUGGUUACGGUUUCAUUUCCUUAUCUACAAGAUAAUAGUCGAAGGGCUGGUAUUAUACCAAUAAACUACAGCAGAAUCGGGAGCUCAAAUUUGAAAGUAAAAAC